GAUGACGGAGACUCUCGGGCCUUGGCAAGUGCGUCUUCAGCCCACCUCACACUUUGGGCUCCUCGGGGAGGAGGGGCUGCAGCCCUGACCCACCGUUAGCACCAUGAUCCUCGGGCUGCUCCUGGCUCUCAACCUCUUCCCCUCCAUUCAAGUAUCAGAAAACAAGAUUUUGGUGAAGCAGUCGCCCAUGCUUGUGGUGAACAACAACGCCGUCAACCUCAGCUGCAAAUACACCUACAACCUCUUUUCGAAGGAGUUCCGGGCAUCCCUUUAUAAGGGAGCCGAUAGUGCUGUGGAAGUUUGUGUUGUGAGUGGAAAUUACUCCCAUCAGCUUCAGUUUCAGUUUCAGUCAAAAACGGGAUUCAACUGCGAUGGGAAAUUGGGCAAUGAAACAGUGACAUUCUACCUCUGGAAUUUGUUUGUUAACCAAACAGAUAUUUACUUCUGCAAAAUAGAAGUCAUGUAUCCACCUCCUUACAUAGACAAUGAGAAGAGCAACGGGACCAUUAUCCAUGUGAAAGAGAAUCGGCUUUGUCCAGCUCACCAAACUCCUGAGUCUUCUAAGCCAUUUUGGGCACUGGUGGUGGUUGAUGGAAUCUUGGCUUUGUAUAGCUUGCUAGUAACAGUGGCUCUUUUUACUUGCUGGAUGAAGAAUAAGAGGAACAGGAUCCUUCAGAGUGACUACAUGAACAUGACCCCACGGAGGCCGGGGCCCACCCGCAGACACUACCACCCCUAUGCCCCAGCACGAGACUUUGCAGCCUACCGCUCCUGACACGGACGCCUAUCCAGAUGCCAGCCGGCUGACACCUCUUCACCUGCUCAACACCAUUGCUCUGGAUAGGAAAGGACUGCCUCGUCUUCAGCCGGCCAUCUCAGGCCCCUGUUAGGCCACUAACACCAAUUUUUCUUGACCAACUAGACCAAAGAACAUUAUUUUGAGACUCUGAAAUGAAGUUAAAGAAUAUUACUAUGGCAGCCUAAAUCUUGUAGUGUCAUGACCACAAUUCAAACUUACUGUGUAUUUAUUGACUUGACUGAGAGAUUAGAGUAGAAAAUAAAAAGUGAGUGAUUUCUGUUAGCCUUAAAAUCUGCUUACAGUUUUGCUCCUUUCUGAGCCCCUGCACAUGGCCAUCAAGUGAGAUGUGAUAAUGAAGGACUUUUUAGAUGGAGAAGAAAGGUUAGAAAAUCAUUCCCUGUGGUUAAGUAGGGGUUGAGGGGGGUCAUUUAGAGUGGGGGCUGAAGGGUAGAGAGACUUAAACAUUUUUAAAGUCAUGAAAACACUUUCUCAAUUAUGAAAUGAGCCACUCAGUUCCUAUUUAAUAUUUUCCUUUUAGUUUAGAAAGAUAUAGAUAUUAUCUUUGAUGAAUUCUGGUCAUAUUUAGUCAUUUUGACCAAUGGAAUACCUUCAAGGCAAUGUAAAAGCAAACGGACUUGCCUUCCUUACUCCCUGUGAUGGAAAUUCAAUGUAGUCUUCACAAUAUGAUUAAAAAAAUAAAGUAGUCUUUCCACAUCGAGGAAGAAUAUGCUUGGAAAUACGACCGCUUGAUGUCAAAACUACUUAAAUACUUUGAAGGGUAAUUUGUUUAGCAGCACAUUCCAGUCAACUCCUGUAGGGGGCUUUUCUGCUCCAUAUAUUUCAGGUUUGCACAGCUGGUCUCUUUAUUGUCUGGGUGGAGCUCUGAAGUGGAAUGCUGAGUGCACAUCCAUAGGAGAACUGAUGAUACUGUGAAAAAGGGAUCUUAGUGUUCAUUACGGUGUGGGGGAUGAGUCCCAAGAAACUUCUGAAGGAGAAAGAAUAGAAGGAAUGACUCGAUUCUUGUCACGUGCUGAGGGGCUGGCUGCUCGAAGUUUUCCAGAAGAUGGCAGGCAGAAGGAGCCCUGGUGAAAGCUUCUGUAGAGGGACUUUAUGUACUUUAGGGCUCAGAGCUCCAGAACUUUUUGGCUGCAGGUGCCAUUUUGCCCUGGAGGUCCAUCGAUGUGGAAAGUAUUUUGGAAUGAGUCUUUUGAGACAGCAUCAAAGUUCUCAAGAUACCCUGGAAGGCCUGACCCUGGAAUGACCACAGACAUUUUUCUACCUCCAGUUUGGGUCAACUGGAGUAUGCCUGGAGACCUUGAAGAAUGGAUCUGCUGCAGCCUUUACAAUGGUUCAGUGCUUGAAUUCAUUCAGAUGUGAGAGGAGUCUAGGUUUGAGAGGCAAAUAGGCCCAGUUCAUGUCCCUUUGCCAGCUGGUCUCAGGCAAGUCACUGUCUUUCCAAGACUCUGGUUCUCUUCAACUACAAAAUAAAGAUAAUGAUCACAAAUGUCUGUCCCCAUACUGUAAUCUUCUUGAGGACAUGGCCUUAGUUCAUCUUUUUUUUUUCUACUUGUCCCUGGCACUUAGUACCAUGCCUGACAUGUAAUGUUAGGUAUUAUUAUUAUUGCCAUUUAGAUAAAUUAUGCAUGACAAUUAAACUGGGCAAUGACCUGAGAAGGGAGAGCAUAUUGUAACACAAAUUUAAACCCACCACCCAGGGAUGAGGUGCAAUGAAAUUUGAGAGCCUCUUAACUGCCACCAUUUUCCUGUUUCAGGUUAUUUUAGCUUAUACUGAAAUGUGCAGCAUCUCACCUCCCACUUUUAUGUAUAUAAAGAGGUCUUCUUUAAUUUUUUUUUGCACUGUGGGGAGGGCUAUGAAUAUUAUCACUCUAGACAGAAAAUAUUGUACUUUGGUUGAUUUUUAAGUGGUCUUCUAUUCCAGGAAUUUAAUUGGUCCAAAGAUGGCCGAACCUGGCAGUGUCUGAGCUACAAAGAACAGGUGGAUUUAAGGUGGCACAUUUGCCACUUGGCCAGGUUCUUGGCAUGCAGACUUCUUUAAUCCAAGUUAUCAGAUUGGAUUUGAAAGUUAUAGAACUAUCGAGUUUGUAGAAGGGGCAAUGGCAAAAAGUAAAUAAAUAUAAAAUAAAAAUGGAAA
Phyllostomus hastatus (greater spear-nosed bat) is the source of this 2951-nucleotide messenger RNA. RefSeq names its product CD28 molecule (gene CD28). Gene Ontology annotation, cellular component: external side of plasma membrane; membrane. Gene Ontology annotation, biological process: positive regulation of T cell proliferation; immune response; T cell activation. The coding region runs from base 104 to 775 and encodes 223 amino acids. The record is from RefSeq and is a predicted model, not a curated record. Lineage: Eukaryota; Metazoa; Chordata; Mammalia; Chiroptera; Phyllostomidae. The transcript is spliced from 4 exons.